CCGCAACCAUGGCCGACUCUGUUGAUACCGCUGCUGCGCCCGCGCCCGCUGCGCCAGAAGCUGCCGCCCCUGCUGCCGCCGCCGCGCAGAAUGACGGCGAGGAGAUCCUCAACCUCAAUGGCGCCGACAAGAGCGACCGCCGCGAUGACCGCGACCGCGCUGGAGGCCGCGGCGGGCGGGGUGGCCGUGGACGCGGUCGCGGCGGCCCUCGCGGCGGUCGCGGCGGCUUCAAGAACCGCUCCCGCACCAACGAGUUCGAGGACCUGCCCGAGACCGACGACCCCGUCGAGAUCCGCAACCAGGUCGAGUUCUACUUCUCCACACACAACCUGAUCACCGACGAGCACCUGUUCCGCGAGCUCGACGGCCCCAAGAACCGCCCCGUCGCCAUCAAGCACAUCGCCGAGUUCAAGCGCAUGCGCCGCUUCCAGCCCUACAGCGCCGUCGUCGCCGCCCUGCGCGAGAGCAGCGACCUGGUUGUGGUAGAUGACGGCGCCUACAGCGGCCCCGGCAACGAGGCCGUCAAGCGCAAGGAGCCCAUCGCCGUGCCCGCCAAGGACGAGGACGAGACCAGCCCGCCCACCACCGCCGACCUGUUCUUCCGCCUGCAGCGCGCCUCGUCCAACGACCUCGGCCGCAGCGCCUACGUCAAGGGCUUCGCCGGCGCCGAGGCCGGCCAGAUUGCCCUCGAGCAGUUCUUCCGCCCCUUCGGCGCCGUCAUGGUGCGCAAGCGCCGCGAGGCCGACGGCACCUUCAAGGGCAGCGUCUUCGUCGAGUUCGACUCGGAGGACUCGCAGAAGCAGUUCCUGGCCCUCGACCCGGCGCCGACCUUCAACGACAACGCCCUGUCCUCCAUGGGCAAGCGCGAGUACUCCGAGAUGAAGUGCAAGGAGAAGGGCAUCAAGCCCGAGUGGGAGCGCACCGACUCCGACCGCCGCGACCGCCGCGACAACCGCUCCGACAACCGCGGGCGCGGACGCGGCGGCCGCGGUGGACGUGGUGGCCGUGGUGGACGAGGAGGCCGCGACCGCGACGACCGCAACGGCCGCCGCGGCGACCGCAGCGGCUCCGUCGACGGCAGCGACUGGAAAGACCGCCGCGACCGCUUCCAGAGCGGCAAGCCCGACCAGCCCGAGGCCGAGGCCAAGGCGCCCAAGGAGAUCGAGCGCGACGCGCACGGCGUGCCCGUCGUGCAGGACACCAGCAACAAGCGCAAGGCGGGCGACGACGCGGGCGGCGACGACAAGAAGGCCAAGCUGGAGAUCAAGGAGGACGCGUGA
Molecule: messenger RNA, 1280 nt
Organism: Boeremia exigua
Lineage: Eukaryota; Fungi; Ascomycota; Dothideomycetes; Pleosporales; Didymellaceae
Product: RNA-binding La domain-containing protein
Exons: 2
Coding region: 9-1280 (423 amino acids)
Biological process (GO): RNA processing
Cellular component (GO): nucleus
Molecular function (GO): mRNA binding
Source: RefSeq, a predicted model, not a curated record